Molecule: messenger RNA, 2829 nt
Organism: Colias croceus (clouded yellow)
Lineage: Eukaryota; Metazoa; Arthropoda; Insecta; Lepidoptera; Pieridae
Gene: fray
Product: STE20/SPS1-related proline-alanine-rich protein kinase
Exons: 1
Coding region: 1-1470 (489 amino acids)
Biological process (GO): protein phosphorylation
Molecular function (GO): ATP binding; protein serine/threonine kinase activity
Source: RefSeq, a predicted model, not a curated record
AUGGCAGGUUCAGGUCACAUGUGGCCAAACAGUCAAGAUGACUAUGAAUUACUGGAGGUUAUCGGCGUGGGGGCUACAGCGGUCGUACACGCUGCUUACUGCCGCCCGCGUUCCGAAAAAUGCGCAAUUAAACGUAUCAACCUCGAAAAAUGGAACACGUCUAUGGAUGAACUUCUCAAAGAAAUCCAGGCUAUGUCCAGCUGCAACCAUGAGAAUGUCGUAACGUACUAUACAAGUUUCGUCGUGAGGGAGGAACUGUGGCUCGUUUUGAGACUCUUGGAAGGCGGCAGCUUACUUGACAUCAUCAAGCAUAAAAUGAGGAUCUCAAACUGCAAGCAUGGAGUUUUUGAUGAAGCUACUAUAGCCACCGUUCUAAAGGAGGUGCUGAAGGGUCUCGAAUAUUUCCACCAAAAUGGACAAAUCCAUCGAGACAUCAAAGCUGGUAAUAUUCUCCUGGGCGAUGACGGAAUAGUACAAAUCGCUGAUUUUGGAGUUUCCGCAUGGCUGGCCACUGGAAGAGAUAUUUCGCGACAGAAAGUCCGCCAUACUUUUGUGGGGACACCUUGCUGGAUGGCACCUGAAGUGAUGGAGCAAAAUCAUGGAUAUGAUUUCAAAGCUGACAUCUGGUCGUUCGGUAUUACAGCGAUAGAAAUGGCGACAGGCACAGCCCCAUACCACAAGUAUCCUCCAAUGAAAGUUUUGAUGCUCACUUUGCAGAACGAUCCGCCCACCUUGGACACCGGGGCAGAAGAAAAAGAUCAAUAUAAAGCAUACGGAAAAACUUUCCGGAAGAUGAUUUCAGAAUGCCUUCAAAAAGAUCCAACAAAGAGGCCAUCUGCCCCAGAGCUGUUAAAGCAUUCAUUCUUUAAAAAGGCGAAAGAUCGCAAAUAUCUCGUACAAACGCUCGUCACGAUCGGGCCCAGUAUGGAGACUCGCGUCCACAAGGCCAGUAAAAGGCAGCCGGGCACAUCAGGACGAUUACAUCGCAUGGAAACCGGCGAAUGGGUUUGGGAAAGCGAAGAGGACGAUGACGAUGAAGACGGCGAAACCGGCAGCGACCGCCCGAUGAACCAGUUGCUGCGGGCCGAUUCAUCCGACAGCGAAAGUGACAGUGAAUCGCGCGCCGGUUUCACUAUCGGCUCAGUGGAAGCGGAGGAAGCUCCCCUAAUUAAUCUCGUCCUAAGAAUGAGGAAUGCACGCAAAGAACUCAAUGACAUUCGCUUUGAGUUCGCUCCUGGCAAGGAUUCCGCUGAUGGCAUAGCCACAGAGCUGGUUGGCGCCGGUCUGGUGGCCGCCAAGGACUCGGCGACGAUCGCACAGCAACUGCAGAUCCUGGUGGACGCGCACAUAUUCCCGAGCGGGUCUCCGGCGCCGCGCACGCUGACCUUCCGCCUGGACUCCGCCGACCCGACCGAACCCGCCGACGAGAAGGGCCUCAUUGGCUUCGCACAGAUUUCCAUCGUCGACUGAAUCCAUCUUUCUACCUCCCCUAUGGACAAUAAUGUUGUGAACUCGAGUAUUUUAUAUUAAAACUUUCCACAGUGCGUUUAACCCGCGUCGAGCACUUUUGCUAUUUACUUGUUGACGAAGCGUGAGAGCACAAAAGGUAAUCGUUACUAAGUCGCGAGUUGGCUUCCAAAUUAUCUUAAUCACUGUUGUAUCGCGUGUAUAUGGUAUAUGAAUAGGUGCAACGUUGCGCGCCAUUUUAGUUCGUAGUCGUUUAAUCUUAAGCGCUAUAUUAUUACUAUGUUAUUACUUAUUACGCUGUGUUCUGUGUACCUACGUAUUUAUGGGUAAAAUGGAAUCCUUUAGUUUAUGUCGUUUAUAGCUCAAGCGAAGUAAUUAUUGAUAAGAAUGAUGAAUUUAUACGAUUUUACAUAUUAUAUUAUAUUCUUUCGUGUUUAUUUCGCUGAAGUGGAUAUGAAACACUGUAAUUGAUUUUAUUGUUUGUAUAAAUGUAUCGCUCAAAAUCAUCCCUAAAAUGGAGAUAUAAUCUAUGAUUGAUUAAUUUAUUUAAAACUAUUUUAAUAUGUAACUUUAAACGUGUAUUUAGGUAUUAUAUAAAAAAGUAAUCUAUGGAACUAAAACAAAAAUAAGGCUCAGAUUAAUAAAAUGUUACGAACUAACAUGAAAAUCGACAUAAGGGGUUACAUUUAAUAUAAUUUCGUUGUUGUCAGCCUGUGUCAAGUUAUGAUAAAUUAAAAAAAGACAUAUCCAAAAGUCAAUCUUCAUUCACAUUAUUAUAAGGAUCGCUUUUCAUUGUAAUGCAUUGUAUAUAAAGUUGUCAUGGGAUUAUUGUAAAAUAUUGGUGAAACAUUAGGCCUAAGAAAAAUCAAUUGAUUUUUAAUACAGAUUAAAAGUAGAGAUAGGCAAUUAAUAAAAAAGCGCAAGAGGAGCGAACAAAGUAAUCGUACUAAAGCUGCAUUUUUAUAAUUGUAUUAUUUAAAUGCUCCCUGCAAUAUCAAUGAUUUAGAAUUUUGCAAUAAUCCCGCGACAAAGUAUAAGUUAAUAAUAAGCAUAACUUAUCAUAACCUUUUAGGUACUGACAUUUAAUCAUCAUAUAAAUAAAUUAAAUAUUUCGUUUUGUAUAUAGGUGAAAUUUCAAUGACGAAACCCCAUACGUGCCAUAUUUAGUUUGUCUAAAUAUGAUAACAAAUCAUUUAAUCUUGGUGCCUAACACUUCAUUAUAUUUUUAUAUUAUAUAUUACAAGAUCAUUGCAGUGUUCAAUCAGACGGAUAUAUUCAUUCAAAUAAUUUUUACGUUGUUAUUGUAUUUGUUUGUUGCUUAUUUUGGAAUUAUUUUUUAAAUAAUAAAAACAUGGAACAGAA